Aspergillus tanneri is the source of this 1392-nucleotide messenger RNA. RefSeq lists its product as uncharacterized. The transcript has 3 exons. The coding region runs from base 1 to 1392 and encodes 463 amino acids. Lineage: Eukaryota; Fungi; Ascomycota; Eurotiomycetes; Eurotiales; Aspergillaceae. Gene Ontology annotation, cellular component: membrane. The record is from RefSeq and is a predicted model, not a curated record. Gene Ontology annotation, molecular function: transmembrane transporter activity. Gene Ontology annotation, biological process: transmembrane transport.
AUGACAUCCCAAUCCCGCGUCGAGCGCCCCCAGUCCCUCGCCGGAGAAGGCCUCUUUAUCACUGUCGUCUGCUCCUCCCAACUUCUUACUCAAACUGACCUCGCGCUGAGCAUCGUGCCCCAGCAUAUCAUUGGCCGCUCCUUCGGCAUUGACAAUCAACCCGGCGAGAUGAGCUGGUUCUCCGCCAGAUACUCCCUCACCGUCGGCACCUUCAUUCUCAUCGCAGGUCGCCUCGGCGAUGACUUCGGCCACAAGCGCUUCUUCGUCGGCGGCUACACCUGGUACGGCUUGUGGUCUGCUCUUGCUGGCGUGGCUGUCUACAGCGGUCCUGAAUUCUUCAUAUUCUGCCACGCCAUGCAGGGCAUUGGUCCGGUUUUCUUGCUACCUAACGCCAUUGCCGUUCUUGGCCGCUCCUAUGACCCGGGGUGCCCCCAGGACAUGAUCCUCAGUCUGUUCGGUGCUACCGCCCCCGGCGGAUUCCUCCUCGGCGCCUUUUCUAGCCUCAUCUCUCAGAUGGCCUGGUGGCCCUGGCUCUAUUGGGUCCUGCGCUUUGCGUGCCUUUUGCUGGCUCUCUUGGGCAUGUUUAUUAUUCCCACAACCCCGCCGUCGAGCAACUCAGAGCACGAGAGCUUCAGCGUCUGGCAGUGUGUCGAUGUCCUCGGCUCCGUCACCGGCGUGGCCGCCCUGGUCCUCUUUAACUCUGCCUGGAACCAAGGUCCCGCUGUCGGUUGGCGGACACCUUACAUGUAUAGCAUCAUGAUUUUCGGCAUUGUCAUCUUUAUUCUGUUCGUUCUCAUCGAGAAAAGGGUGCCCCACACCCUGAUCCCCUUUAACGUCCUGGAAAUCGAAUCUCUCUUCACCCUAGCCUGCAUCAGCGGCGGGGGGUCCAGCUUCGGCAUCUUCGUCUUUUAUAUCUGGAACUUGCUCGAAGUCCUGAGGGGCCAGCCCCCUCUUCUUACCUCUUCCCAGUUCGUUCCUGUCGCUAUAAGCGGGCUGUUUGCCGCGGUCACCACAGGUCUAAUCCUCAGUCACACCCGCGCCUCGGCUGUGAUGUUCAUCUCCAUGUCCUCCUUCCUCAUCGGAGGCAUCAUCUUUGCCACAAUCGCGGUCCACCAGAUCUACUGGGGGCAGACAUUCGUGGGCAUCGUCGUCAUCUCUUGGGGUAUGGAUAUGUACUUCACCGCUGCCACCAUUAUCAUAAUCGAGUCGCAGGUCAAUGAUGGAGGGAAAGAUGUUCUACGAGGUUACCGAGGCGCUCUCUACAUGGGUGUCGGUCUCUCUGCCUUGGGUGUGAUCGUUGCUCUGAUUUUCUGCUUUGUGGAGCGUCAUCAGUCUAAGGCGCCCGAGAAGGAAGCUCAGGAAAUGAGCCAACCGCAAGAGGAGCAUGUUUAG